GCAAGUCUCAUUUUCAUCAUCAUCAUCAUCAUCACAAUCAUCAUGGUCAAAUACACACUGUGCGGCGCUACAGGUGGCACGGGAAGGUCGAUCUUGCGAUGCCUACUCGCCAACCCACCUCAAGAUCUGGAAUUGAAUAUCUUUCUCCGCAACAAGAAGAAGCUCCUAGGCCAAUUCCCCGAUCUCGAGACCAAUCCAUCCUUUGCACUCAAAAUUUUCGAAGGCCAGAACACCGAUCACGAGCUAUGGAAACAAGCCCUAUCAGGCACCGAUGUAAUAUUCAUGUGCAUAGCCACCAACGAAAGUAAAAAGGGUAUGAGCCUCUUCAGCGACACUGCCGAAGCAGUCACCAAAGCCCUCCAAGAACUCCAAAGCGAGCAGCAACAAUCUUACAAAACCCCUUCCAUCCUCAUCCUACGAGCCAUCCCCCUCAACGAAAAAUUUAAUCCCGGAACCAAUUCCCCCGCCUUCCUCUUCUUCGCCCUCCGAUAUUUAUACGACGCAAUGGUCGACGCCAACAAAAUCUACGAAACCCGAGUGAAAGAGUAUCCUGGUCUCCUCGAUAUCAUCUACGUAGAUCCACCUGCCAUCCACGAUGAAAAUGGCACAACUUGUACGGGGUACCGAUUAGAUGUCGAACCGUACAACGAACAAGACUCGGCUGCGGGACAUAAUCUCAGUUAUGCAGAUCUCGGAGCAGCAUACUGUGAAAUUGCGCUGCGAAGGAAAGAAUUCCGGGGCCAAGGAGUUGCUGUGACUGCUACUGGUCCUGUUAAGACGACGUGGGGGAGUAAUAUGUAUUUUCUUGCUGGUGGCAUCUUGGGGAGAUUCUGGGGUUGAAGAAAGUCUUUUUUUAAGAGGGGUCAAUAGGUAUGGAAGGUAAUGAUAUGUUCACAUCACAAGGGUUGGCGCCGCAGGUUGUAUGCAAGUACAGGUUACAUGCAUCUAUUCUUAUUUCAGGUAAUUUGUGUUUGGAGUAUAGUAAAGAGUGUUGCAUGUGGUUGCUUUGACACUCAUGACUCAGCUGUACCUACCUUACCUUAAUUACCUUACAUACUUAUCCUACCUUAAUGUAUGUAGUCAGGUACUCUCAAU
This is a messenger RNA of Sphaerulina musiva SO2202, 1095 nucleotides long. RefSeq lists its product as uncharacterized. The transcript has a single exon. The coding region runs from base 43 to 840 and encodes 265 amino acids. The record is from RefSeq and is a predicted model, not a curated record. NCBI's taxonomy places the organism in Eukaryota, Fungi, Ascomycota, Dothideomycetes, Mycosphaerellales, Mycosphaerellaceae.